UUCGUAUGUCCACCAACAUGUCAAGACCAUUUCUGAUAGUUUUUUUAGUUUACACGUCUGUAAUUUCUAGUAAUUACGCCACCAAACCAAUAGAGUCUAGGAUAUCGAGUGUGAUACUCGAUGAAAAAUCAGAAAAAUUAGUUGUGGUUGACCAAGAUGUGAAAAAUGCUGUUGCAAGAGCGAAUUUUACAGACGAUAUUUCCCAAACAGGGUGGUCAUAUCUAACUGUGUCAACUAAUCCUGUUUAUGAUGACACAAUUCAAGCAUAUGCAGCAGGUCUUGUUGAAGGGCAUAUCACUUCUACUAGGAUAUAUCAACAUUGGAUAAACACAGUCUAUGGCUUUUGUAAACAUCCUUCAGAUUACUGUAACAGAUUGGAAGAUUUUAUCAAGACUAACAUUGCAUGGAUGUCAGAAAAAAUAGAGAAUAAUGCUAAAGAUCCAUAUUGGCACCAG
This is a messenger RNA of Saccoglossus kowalevskii, 455 nucleotides long. RefSeq names its product putative aminopeptidase PLBD2. Gene Ontology annotation, molecular function: glycerophospholipase activity. Gene Ontology annotation, cellular component: extracellular region. Gene Ontology annotation, biological process: phospholipid catabolic process. The record is from RefSeq and is a predicted model, not a curated record. Lineage: Eukaryota; Metazoa; Hemichordata; Enteropneusta; Harrimaniidae.